Panicum hallii is the source of this 1077-nucleotide messenger RNA. Its product is annotated as probable pectinesterase 56. Lineage: Eukaryota; Viridiplantae; Streptophyta; Magnoliopsida; Poales; Poaceae. Gene Ontology annotation, biological process: cell wall modification. The record is from RefSeq and is a predicted model, not a curated record. Gene Ontology annotation, molecular function: pectinesterase activity; pectinesterase inhibitor activity.
AUGGCGAACCAGACCGCCGAUGUGGUAGUGGCCGAGGAUGGCAGCGGCAACUACACCACCGUCACCGCUGCCAUCGCCGUGCCACCCAACAAUGACAAGAGACACGUGAUCCAUAUCAAGCGGGGUGUGUACAAGGAGUUCAUUGUCUUGGGUCAGGAGAAGUGCAACGUCGUCCUCAUCGGCGACGGCAAGGCAGCCACGGUGAUCUCAGGCAGUCGAUGCUGCGCAGACGGCUUCAACACACCAGACACUGCACAAUUCUACCGCGAGUGCACAAACACCGGCACAGUGGACUUCAACUUCGGCGACGCCGUGACCGUGUUCCAGGAUUGCAGCAUCCUCGCGCGGCGGCCAAUCCAGGGGCAGGAGAACACCAUCAGGCGCAGGGGCGAGAUCGUGCCAACAGCAAUGGAGGCUUAUGCUUCCAGGCCUGCACCGUGGCGGGCGACAAGGAUCUUGCUGCUCACGGCAAGAGAACCGUGCAGAGCAGUGGCGGAAUCGGAGAGAAAAUUAAAGUAGAGCAGAUAAAUAUAUUUAUAGUUUAAGAAUUUGACAAUUUCUUCUAAUUUUUCAUUAUCUAAACAAGCAUACACUAGCUAGCCAACUAUAGUAAUAAAUUACGCAAUGACAAUACACACAAGAUGAGAAUCUAGUGCCCAUUGCCGGGCAGCGAGCAGGAACCCAUGAACUCGGUGGUGUUGAGCUGCGCAGUUGCAACCACAGGCCUCGUAGAAUGAUUUGGCAUCCAGUUAUUCUGCAUUGAAACGGAAAAUAUAAUCAUUGAUCCCGUUUCUUAUUUUUCUUCCCCCAUAGGUAGACUACGGUGCCAGUCUUCGCACGCAGAAUUUCACUUCAUCCGGAGAGCCUAGUGCCCAAAUGUUGUGCCUAUGGCCAAGCAGAUUGGCUAGAAAAAGUAGAGAAGCAAAUGAUAACAGAAAGGAGAGCUACGCUUCAGACCGGAGUUCGGACUCAGAACAGGGGCAACGAAGAUACGUGAUGACCAGAGAUGAUUGCCGGCAUACUAGAGUUUAGGAUGGACGAAGAAAUACCUGGAGGAGGAACGUGCGGUCGGUUCGC